CCUUGCGAAGCCAUCAUGUAAAGAGACAAGCAAAGAGAAACGGAGAUAACAAUACAGAUAAGAAGAGUGUGUAGGUGAAUGGACACAUCAAAAUUUUCCAGUUUUUCUCCAAGGGUCCAAGGGAAAUUCUGGCACCGCUUGCUGCUCAGGUAGAAACAACAAAAAACGAAUAUCAGUCGAGAAAAUGCUUCGCUCGCGUUUAGAAGUCAUUGUGGGUUUGCUUAUGAUCCUGGGAUCAAAUAUGGUCCGUUCGAAUCUUGGGAAUCCUCAGGAUCUGCAGCUAAGUGCGCUGCGCACCCACAAACAUCUAUUGCAGGCGGAGAUCGCACGUCUUUUUUUAGAGCAACCACUUCGAGCGGAAACUCAACUUCUGCUGGACGACCUACAGCUAAGAGAUCAUCAAAUAGGCGUUCAGAUAGAAAAGCUCGAGGAAAUAUCGAAGGGCGAGACCACGCAGAGGCUGGCCAUCAAUCUAACGGCUGACUUUGAACACCUGCAGCAUAAACUAGAUGAUUUAAAACGUCAACUUGAGCUGCUCGACGGACGCUUUGCCUCCCAAGGGAAGCAACUGGAAGGACACUCAUCGGAAGGCGCAACGCCGGCUGGCCCCGGAUUAGGUUCCUUUUUGUGGGGACCUUUGCUGACCAUGCCGGAGUUUCCACAGGGCAGUGUGGCCAGUGACCAGCAACAUAACCACCACCAGCAGGAUCAUUCCCCGGAUCCGCAGCAGGAAUCCAGUCCCUCCAUCAUCAAAAGAGUGCUGGACAUGCUUAGGCCAUCCAUAGGAGUAGCAGGUCUGCGAAGUCGUUGGACUGAAUCCGCAAAAUCACCUGCAACGGGCUUGGCAACACCUAAGCCCGCUCAUCCACUUAGUGCUGAGGAGCUCCUACCGCAGCUGAAGGAGCAGCGCAGGUUUCUGGACGAUGCUAUUACGCGACUGGAGCUCUUGGCCGUCAAGAAGGGCUCGAACAAAAACUAAAAUAUAUGGAAUAUCUAAGGAAAUUAAACACUUAAAUACAUCUAUCCAGAAGUUACGCUAUCUGAUUAAACAGAGGAUCAAUAUUUAUUUACUUAAACUGCCAGAGGUCAUCAUUCAUAACCAGCUUCGUUGAUUCACUGUCAUAAAUUCAGAAAAAUGAUAGUAUACCAAAUAAGUCAAGUUUGAUUUGUGAUCAUUUAUAGUAGUUUCCGAAAACAAUUGGGCUAAAAUUAAAUUGAUAACAGUUUAUUUCGAACAGUCACCUUAAUGAAAAGUCUAAAGCAAUAAAUACUAUCUAUCUUUUAAACCAUGAUAUGUAAUUGUAAAAUUGUGUGUGUCAGGGCACUUAUUUUGAACAACACCGAGGAUAGGGGAUAGUUGCCAUCGAUGAUUACCUGACCACAACAAAGCGGAUCCUAGCGACAAGUCCGAAUCGAUUGACUCAUCCGACCUACUGCAAUGUCACGUCAACUCAGCAUACCUAAGAACCUCAAGUUGCUACGUCAUCAAGAAAAGCCAGGCGGUGAGGGAAACAUCCAUAGAGCGUAACCGUAACACCUGUAAACGUGUGUUCUAGUCGAUUCCGUUCUGAUAUGGCGAUAAUGUCUACACGCCCCAAUCUCAAGUGACUGGCUUUAUGAUGUAUGGUAAUAUGGUAUCGCUGAUAUGCCCAUGAUAGAGCUGCGAUGAUACGGCUUUUUGCGGACGGAGGCGUGCUGCUCGGAAAUCAAACAUUCCCUUCGAAGCACCAAACAUGAAGAACAGCAAGUCAUGAAUUACCCAGCGAAACAGAUGUAGGGACAACUUUUCCGUCGAGUCGGUAAACUUCGACCCCGCACUGUACAUUUGCCAACCUCUUUCAGUUCUCUCAUCUAAUUAGCAAUGAUUCGCCAUGUUAAUAACACAGCUGCGUUUCCCACACACACUCGGACUCGUACACACGAGAGCAAACCAAACCGGUUGGCCUUGUCCAACUAAAGUGAGUCAAAAGCCAGGCCGAAUAAUAAUAAUAAUAACAAUUGCACGAGAACAAGUUUCACCGAAAUAUAUAACUCACUAAAUCGGGUAUCACAGUAAAGGACGGGGUGGCCGCAGCUAAGAGAACGUUUUGUCUGAUUUUAAGAGCUUGCCAACGCUUAAUCGCCGGCAGUUGGCGAACGAAUGAACUGGAGACCGCCGCUGGAGCAGCCAAUUUAAGCGAACUGGGGCCUCUGUGGAGAGCCCAAGAGAACGAAUGCAUGACAUGGCAAUAGGCAAUAGGCAGGCACACGGCACAGUCGAAAUUCCGAUGGCGGUGACUAACAGCAGUUAUAUAUGUAUAUGUAAGACUCAGAACAGGGAAUUUCAGAGGGUCGCAACCAUACACAGGAGCUCCUGUAACUCCUUUCAAGAUGGCUGAGUCAUCAGCCGCAGAUGGAUGUGCCGAGCUCGCAAACGUGUCUGAGAUGCUGUUUUUGCUGCACACACAACACACGUCGUUGUUUAUUUGCGAGUUGCUUUUAGUCGCCAAUCAUCACUCACCACUCUCUACAACAACACUAACCAAAAGAAAAACAAAACAACUGGAAUAUCGCGUGGAAGGGAAGAAGAGAGCCUGGGAGCGUGCAACAGGUCGGGGGACCGCGUCUGUGCCGAGAUAAGCGAAGUGGAGUCGAGUGGACCAGGAACGCUGCGAGAGAGCCGGGAGAGCAAGAGCCAAUCCAAUGCGAGGCACGUCUGGCGCGCGUGAACUGCGGACCGCGUAUGGCGCGCAACUUCGUCGCUGGAUUCGACUGGAACUGGAAGCUUCGUGCCUCCCCAACACACACGCACUUCUGGGCUCUGUGUGUGUCCGUGGACACAGGAACGGUCAAGAUACUAGAGCCAUCCCUACUGUGCAAUCGCAACACUCUAAACAUUGUUUAAUACACCUCUCAUGUUUACUUUAGUUUAAGUAUGACUUGGACCACCUCAGAGAUAAUGCGAUUAAAGAUUAAACAAGCGCCAAGACCACCUA
This is a messenger RNA of Drosophila mauritiana, 2975 nucleotides long. RefSeq lists its product as uncharacterized. The record is from RefSeq and is a predicted model, not a curated record. Lineage: Eukaryota; Metazoa; Arthropoda; Insecta; Diptera; Drosophilidae. Bases 185 to 979 code for a protein of 264 amino acids. The transcript is spliced from 2 exons.